Molecule: messenger RNA, 2690 nt
Organism: Exophiala dermatitidis NIH/UT8656
Lineage: Eukaryota; Fungi; Ascomycota; Eurotiomycetes; Chaetothyriales; Herpotrichiellaceae
Product: elongator complex protein 2
Exons: 1
Coding region: 174-2627 (817 amino acids)
Biological process (GO): tRNA wobble uridine modification
Cellular component (GO): elongator holoenzyme complex
Molecular function (GO): protein binding
Source: RefSeq, a predicted model, not a curated record
CCUCCACAAAAAUUCUCCGAUGCUGUCGCAGUACAACCACGAAUAAAAUACGACAACCACAACCAUACUUGGAUGUUAAAAAUCGGCUUGACUGGAAAUAUUGCGACCACGAUUAACAGUUGCUCUAUCUCUUGCUUGCCAACCUCGGGUCACAGGCCCUUCCCUCUUGUGAGAUGCCUGCCAAUAUCUCACAUGACUAUAUCAGUGUUGGCGGGAACAGACACAGUGCAGCGUCCGACUGGUCAACCACUUCGGGUCUGCUAGCCUUUGGUGCUGAUCAAAAUGUGGCCAUCUGGGAACCGCUGAAUGACUCCGGCAGAGGAAUCAGCGCCUUGCUAUCAGGGUACACCUCCAAGGUUACCGCGGUCAGGUUCUUCGCAGGUCAGCAGGAUGGACCGGCGGAAACCCUCCUAACCGGCUCAGCAAGUGGUGAGGUGUUGUUGUGGAAGUUCGACAAGUCGAAUCAGCGAUGGACACUGCUGGACACGGCCAAAGCGCACGACGGGACAGUCAACGCCCUCGCAACUUACGACCAAGCCAACAUCUUCGUGACGGGAGGUGCUGAUGCAAGCUUAAAACUAUGGAGACUUCGCCAGGAGAAGCUUGAGCUUGUCUCUGAUCUUGCGCUUCAACCCAGAUUCAUUCCCUUGGCCCUAGCUGUUGGUCUCUUCCCUUCAGGCGACUCAGGCUUCCUUGUCGUGGGAGGCACGCGGAACGACAUGCAAGUGUACUCGGUCGAGGGGCUGUCAUCAACACCCAGGUUCCGGCUAUGCGCGUCCCUGAAAGGUCACGAAGCAUGGAUCCGGUCUUUGGCCUUGACACCACAUCCAGAAGGUGGCUUUCUGUUGGCUUCUGCAAGUCAGGAUAAAUACGUUCGUCUGUGGCGCUUUCACGAAGGCGAUGCAGUCCUGCCAAAGAGACCGGUCGACCCAACCGGUGCCGCGACGACGGGGAACACCUUGACUGCAAAAGUCCAAACCGUGUCUGCCGGUGAAUCGAAAUACUCGAUCACCUUCGAUGCACUUCUUCUGGGUCACGAAGACUGGGUUUACUCGGCUGCAUGGCGCCCACAAUCCUCCAGUCUUCAACUACUGACCGCUUCCGCGGACGGGUCGCUUUCUAUCUGGGAAGUGGACUCUGGCUCCGGGAUUUGGGUCAGUAUAUCACGCCUGGGUGAAAUCAGCAGCCACAAGGGCGCAACGACGGCCACGGGGUCAGCAGGAGGAUUCUGGACAGGACUGUGGGCCCCCGACGGCCAGAUGGUGACCUGCCUCGGGCGUACCGGCAGCUGGCGUCUCUGGCAGUACUCGGAACAGACGCAAUUCUGGACCCAACGACACGGCAGUAGCGGGCACGUCAGCUCUGCCAACGGCAUUUGCUGGGCACCGGAUGGGAGCUAUCUUCUCUCGACGAGCUCCGAUCAAACAACAAGACUGCAUGCCGAGUGGAAGAGGGGAACGAAACGCAGCUGGCACGAAUUCUCCCGCCCGCAGAUUCACGGCUACGAUCUCAACUGCAUUGCCAGCACGACUCCGUACCAGUUCUCGUCCGGGGCAGACGAGAAGCUGCUCCGGGUGUUCAACGAGCCCAAGGAUAUCGCACAAAUGCUUCACAAUCUCUGCCAAAUCCCGCUGCCGUCGGACGCGACUCGGCUCCCGGACACAGCUGCCAUCCCAGUUCUUGGUCUAUCGAACAAGGCCGUGGAUGACGAUGAUGUUGCCGCCGCCGCAGCGCAGGAAGAUGUUGCCACAAACGGAACAACCAACGAGUUGGGUUUGUCCUUGAGUGACAUCAAAGAACCCCCAACCGAGGACCUGUUAUCCCGACAUACCCUCUGGCCCGAGCAUGAAAAGCUAUAUGGACACGGCUAUGAGAUCUCGGAGGCCGCAACACCCGUGGAUGGCAGUGUCCUGGCCACUGCAUGCAAGGCAAGCUCCAUUGACCACGCGGUCAUCCGACUCUACGAUACGAACAACUGGCAUGAAAUCAGGCCUCCUCUGUCUGCGCACUCCCUCACCGUAACGCGGUUGGCAUUUUCGUCCCACCCACCAGGAUACUUGCUGAGUGUGAGUCGAGAUCGGCAGUGGGCAAUCUUCAAACAAGCAGAACUUGAACCGCAGGGUGAUGGCUCCUCUUCUUCAAGGAGCUGGACACGGGUGGCCAUCUACCCGAAAGCACAUAGUCGGAUGAUUCUUGAUUGCGCGUGGCUUGGGAAUGGGAGUACCCAGGAGUUGGCAUUCGCAACCGCAGGCAGGGACAAGGUCGUCAAACUGUGGUCGAAGCAGUCAGGUGAUUCCGCGGAUGGGUUACAAUUUACAUGCAAAGCCUCAAUCGCUCGAAAGUCACCGGUCACAGCCAUCUCGGCUCUUUGCCACGGACCCACAGGAUGUGUUUUGGCUGUCGGUGAGGAUGACGGAAGCAUAUCGCUGCAUUUGGUAGAUUACAGUGAGGAUGGCCCUCAGGUGCGGGAAAGCAUCGAAGUCGACCGCCAUUUCUCGCCGUCCAAGACGGUGCAUCGGUUGGCGUGGCGGCCGAUGUCAGAGACGGGCGAACGUGCGCAAGGCCCUCAGUUGGCGGUGGCAUCGGAUGACGGGACGGUGCGCAUAUUGAGGGUCGACUUCAGAUAGAGUGUUUAUCUUGGAGGAGACAGAUAGAUAGAAGAAUUCAAGAGCAUAAUAUUCGAGUUCCAG